AUGUCUGGGCCAUUGUCGCCAUAUCCACUCUUCGUCUUGUCCAAGGACAACGACAGCCAGUACCUCAAGACGCUUCUCAGCGAACUUGCAUCGGCUCCAGGCAGUGGCGGCUGCAAUAAUUUCACGCUGGUUACUGCAACCAACAAUGCUACAAUCCCUGUUAAGCGUUAUGUUCCCAUCCGCGAGGGUAGUGACGAAAUGCGCGAGUCGAUCAUUUCCGGUACAACACCGGAUGUAGUGCCUGAGCCAUUCACUUCACCAUUCACAGGCAAAGACCUUCACGAAUGCGCCAAAUGGAUCCGUGACUUGCCACACGACCUAAACAUUGCUUGGCAGAAGGAGUUCUUCUGUGCAGUCGACAAGCACUGCCGCGACGAGAACACCCUCCUCCUCGUUCGUCGGUUUGAGUCCGCUGAGGACGGUCUCGCUGUGCAUGCCUUCCCGGUCGCCGUGACAGAUGCUGAUUCAUUCAUCAUGAAUUAUGUUGGAGACGACUGGGAGGAUCAAUUGCAGAGGUACCAGAGGAGGGCCCACAGAAGGGGCACGGCUGAUAGAAGUGUUGGUGUUCCAUUUGAGUAUAAUGCAGUGAAUCAUUGA
Messenger RNA from Pestalotiopsis fici W106-1, 597 nucleotides. RefSeq lists its product as uncharacterized. The coding region runs from base 1 to 597 and encodes 198 amino acids. NCBI's taxonomy places the organism in Eukaryota, Fungi, Ascomycota, Sordariomycetes, Amphisphaeriales, Sporocadaceae. The record is from RefSeq and is a predicted model, not a curated record. The transcript is spliced from 2 exons.